AUGGACUUUCAAAUAUGGCGUUCAACGAAUACUCCCUCAGGCGAGCAACCGGUUGUCCAUGCGCGGACUUACAUUGAACGUCUCAACUCGAUCCUGAGCGAAGAAGCUCGGGGACCCGCACCGCACCCCUGUGUCGCUUAUGCAGCAUCUUCCCAGGUCUUUGUCACAGUAACCAAACUUGCUCUCUCCUUCCACGAUGAAGGAGUGGUCCGAUCCGCCACGAUUUUCUUCAAUACCCUGAUUGACGCGGAGGUGGACGGGGUCGUGGAUAAUCGCCUGUUUGCUCGCGCGCUGGUGGAUUUGGUCCGUCGUGCCGAGAAGACCUCGGAUGAGAUCGAGGGUCGACUCGUCGAGUUGAUAUUUGGUAUCGCCAACAACAUUCGACUGCAACCUGUGAUAUUGCCGGCAUGGUUCGUGCCUCGUGUAACACCUGUCGCCCAAGAUAGCGAGUCCCAAGCCCCGAGUGGGACGGAGUUUGCAGGAGCUACAAGGAAGGACGAGUUCCCUCUGUUUUAUUUGUUGGUCGACUAUGUUCAUCAUGAAGGACGUGCCGGCGACUUUGCGCGCACAGGGUUGCUCUAUCUCAUUGAAACGGCAUCUCGGUCUAAGAAUCUAGAGAAGUGGCUGAUCGAGAGUGAUCUGGCAACCCUCAUGGCUACUGGACUGGGCGCACUAUACAGCCAACUGGGACAGUAUCCCUCCUUAUUGGAAUCGUCGGAUGUGGCUGGUGGUUCGACAGCAGCGGUGCUGACUUACAUGUGCCGCAUUCUCGAAUCCAUCGAUCAAGGCGAGUUGGUUGAUCGCAUCUUACGUUUCUUACUGGCAUCUUCCCCUCAGCCCGAAGAGCAAAUGGAUAUGUCCGCAAGCCGACGGAAAUCCCUUAAUGUGCUUGCUGCAUUGGCUUCUGAAGCGGCACAACCAUCACCUUCCCUGUUUAAUCUUCGCGACCUAUCCCUCUUGGGACUUCAUUCAUCAAACCGCCAGACCGUGUUAGCUACAUUGCGACUCUUGAGCACUGUUCUUCAAAGACAUCAUCCUUUUGCGCGAGCCUUGAUUCAUACUAUUCCUACUCAACCUGCACAGCAGCGCCCGGUUGGCGCCUUGAGUGCUGAGCUAGAACAUCUGUUAUCCAUGGGCACAUCUCUCGUCGAUGAUCCUACGCUCAAUGAGUCCUAUGACAACUACGUUGCGGAUGCAACAUGGGUGCUUGAAUCCCGCUUAUGUUUGCCUGUUGCUUCAUUGGAGGAAGAGGAGGAGACGCUACACUUACCUUUACAGAUCCAGCAAGAUGAUCCUAUAGUGCAGGCACUUUUUGGUUGUCUUGGCUCUUUCUUCACUAAUAGUGUCAUCGUCAACCUGGCAUUGACAGGCGUAUUAAUGAGUCUAGCAUCUUCACACCUCUUCUCAUUGGAUGGGUGGGUCUUGGUCGAUCCCAACCAAUACGACCCUCCAUCUUCCGAAGAUACUGGCGAUGAGUUUGAACAUGUUCGUCGGGCCUAUCAGACACCAACCUGGCCUGUUACAGCUGCUCCCGCCUUGACAUUAGCGCUCCAGCAGCUCGUGGAUCAGGUCCGACAAUGGCAACAAGAACUCCCCGAUUUUGAUGUACUAGUCGCCGCUCGACGAGAGCUUCUGCACCAGGACGAUCGUCCACAGACACCAAACCGAUCAAGAGAGUCAUCAGAGCCCCCGGUGCCUUCAGCGAAUCGCUCGCGCCCGACAGAUUCACCGGAUGCCUCUGCCCCCGCCUCCCGAGGCCGGUCUCCGCACCCAGCACAUUCGUCCUCUACGUUCUCGAGUCCUCACCGAGAUGGUUCCUCUGAUCCUCCUGCCUCGCGUGGUUCCGCAGAUGCCCGAACCGCGGCCGCUGAGGCUCUUCGCCAGCGUCUUGCCACACCAUUCCCGCCUGCGCCCGCGGAUCCACACUCCCCGUCUGCCGAGGAAGCCUCCGAUUCAGAAGAUACCGACGAUGCCCCAGUCGCAACACUAGGCCAUGUGCUGACGAAUGUGGUGAUUCUUUAUGAAUUCCUCCUCGAGCUAUCGGCGGUUGUGCAAGUUCGAGGAAGCUUGUUUGAGGAGGCAGGAUAUGAUUGUAAUUAA
Messenger RNA from Penicillium paradoxum, 2100 nucleotides. RefSeq lists its product as uncharacterized. Bases 1 to 2100 code for a protein of 699 amino acids. Lineage: Eukaryota; Fungi; Ascomycota; Eurotiomycetes; Eurotiales; Aspergillaceae. The transcript is spliced from 3 exons. The record is from RefSeq and is a predicted model, not a curated record.